AUGUUAGUUUAUAGUGUACCAAAAGGAGGACUCAAUAAGGGAGUAAUAAUACCAUUAAUAUUCUAAUGUCCUUAAGAAUGUGUAUGUAAAUCUUCUAAACCAACUCAAGCUUGGUAUCAUAAAAAAUGUGGAGACCCUUCUUUCAUAACCGAAAAUGGUGACAUUCUAUGUAAAAAUCACUUAAAGGACUGUUCAGGAUAUUUUAUUCAAGAUGCCUUUUUUUAAUGCAAUAAGGCACGCCAAUCUAACACCUGGUAUUAGCAUAAAUCAAGAUCGUAACUUUUAAUGGCAUUAUCAUUUGCUUUAAAUGCAGCUGAGCAUAAUCUUGAUUAAAAUGCCCUUAAUUAAUUUACGAAAAACAUCCUUGAUUCGGUGCAAAAAAGAUUCCAUAAUUGACUUUUGGAAAUUAUAUAAUUGUUAGAUCAUUUAAUAAUCAUUUUUUUUAUUAAAAGAUGAAGUAUCUAAAUUUCAAUUUAAUACGUAUAUCAGUUGAUAA
Messenger RNA from Paramecium tetraurelia, 496 nucleotides. RefSeq lists its product as uncharacterized. The record is from RefSeq and is a predicted model, not a curated record. NCBI's taxonomy places the organism in Eukaryota, Ciliophora, Oligohymenophorea, Peniculida, Parameciidae. The transcript has a single exon.